Messenger RNA from Enhydra lutris kenyoni (northern sea otter), 3042 nucleotides. It is a transcript of the gene SMO, whose product is annotated as smoothened, frizzled class receptor. The transcript has 12 exons. Bases 1 to 2370 code for a protein of 789 amino acids. The record is from RefSeq and is a predicted model, not a curated record. Gene Ontology annotation, biological process: central nervous system development; smoothened signaling pathway; positive regulation of smoothened signaling pathway. Gene Ontology annotation, cellular component: cilium; plasma membrane; dendrite. Gene Ontology annotation, molecular function: transmembrane signaling receptor activity; patched binding. NCBI's taxonomy places the organism in Eukaryota, Metazoa, Chordata, Mammalia, Carnivora, Mustelidae.
AUGGCCGCUGCCCGCCUCGCACGGGGGCCGGAGAUCCUGCUCCCGGGGCUGCUGCUGCUGCUGCCGCUGCUGGGGGGCCCGGGCCGGGGGGCGGCCUUGAGCGGGAACGCGACUGGGCCUGGGCCGCGGAGCGCGGGCGGGAGCGCGAGAAGGAGCGCGGCCGUCACCCGCCCUCCGCCGCUGCUGAGCCACUGCGGCCGCGCAGCCCCCUGCGAGCCGCUGCGCUACAACGUGUGCCUGGGCUCGGCGCUGCCCUACGGGGCCACCUCCACGCUGCUGGCCGGGGACUCGGACUCCCAGGAAGAAGCGCACGGCAAGCUCGUGCUCUGGUCCGGCCUCCGGAAUGCCCCCCGCUGCUGGGCAGUGAUCCAGCCCCUGCUGUGUGCUGUGUACAUGCCCAAAUGCGAGAAUGACCGGGUGGAGCUGCCCAGCCGUACCCUCUGCCAGGCCACCCGAGGGCCCUGUGCCAUCGUGGAGCGGGAGCGCGGCUGGCCUGACUUCCUGCGCUGCACCCCUGACCUCUUCCCCGAAGGCUGCCCAAAUGAGAUGCAGAACAUCAAGUUCAACAGUUCGGGCCAGUGCGAGGCUCCUUUGGUUCGGACUGACAACCCCAAGAGCUGGUACGAGGACGUGGAGGGCUGUGGGAUCCAGUGCCAGAACCCGCUAUUCACCGAGGCUGAGCACCACGACAUGCACAGCUACAUCGCCACCUUCGGGGCAGUCACAGGCCUCUGCACGCUCUUUACCCUGGCCACAUUUGUGGCUGACUGGCGGAAUUCGAAUCGCUACCCCGCUGUCAUUCUCUUCUAUGUCAAUGCGUGUUUCUUUGUGGGGAGCAUUGGCUGGCUGGCCCAGUUCAUGGACGGCGCCCGCCGGGAGAUCGUCUGCCGGGCAGAUGGCACCAUGAGGCUUGGGGAGCCCACCUCCAACGAGACCCUGUCCUGCGUCAUCAUCUUUGUCAUCGUGUACUAUGCCCUGAUGGCUGGUGUUGUCUGGUUUGUGGUCCUCACCUAUGCCUGGCACACUUCCUUCAAAGCCCUGGGCACCACCUACCAGCCUCUCUCCGGCAAGACCUCCUACUUCCACCUGCUCACAUGGUCACUCCCCUUUGUCCUCACCGUGGCAAUCCUUGCCGUGGCCCAGGUGGAUGGGGACUCUGUGAGCGGCAUCUGUUUCGUUGGCUACAAGAACUACCGAUAUCGGGCCGGCUUCGUCCUGGCUCCGAUUGGCCUGGUGCUCAUUGUAGGAGGUUACUUCCUCAUCCGAGGAGUCAUGACUCUGUUUUCCAUCAAGAGCAACCAUCCCGGGUUGCUGAGUGAGAAGGCUGCCAGCAAGAUCAACGAGACCAUGCUGCGCCUGGGCAUUUUUGGCUUCCUGGCCUUCGGCUUUGUGCUUAUCACCUUCAGCUGCCAUUUCUACGACUUCUUCAACCAGGCUGAGUGGGAGCGGAGCUUCCGGGACUAUGUGCUGUGCCAGGCCAACGUGACCAUCGGACUGCCCACCAAGAAGCCCAUCCCCGACUGUGAAAUCAAGAAUCGCCCUAGCCUCCUGGUGGAGAAGAUCAACCUGUUUGCCAUGUUUGGAACCGGCAUUGCCAUGAGCACCUGGGUCUGGACCAAGGCCACGUUGCUCAUCUGGAGGCGCACCUGGUGCAGGUUGACUGGGCAGAGUGAUGAUGAGCCCAAACGCAUCAAGAAGAGCAAAAUGAUUGCCAAGGCCUUCUCCAAGCGGCGUGAGCUGCUCCAGAACCCAGGCCAGGAGCUCUCCUUCAGCAUGCACACUGUCUCCCACGAUGGGCCUGUGGCGGGUUUGGCCUUUGACCUCAAUGAGCCCUCCGCCGAUGUGUCCUCUACCUGGGCCCAACAUGUCACGAAGAUGGUGGCUCGGAGAGGAGCCAUACUGCCCCAGGAUGUGUCCGUCACCCCUGUGGCAACUCCAGUGCCCCCGGAGGAGAAAGCCAACCUGUGGCUGGUUGAGGCGGAGAUCUCCCCAGAGCUAGAGAAGCGCCUGGGCCGGAAGAAGAAGCGGAGGAAGAGGAAGGAGGUGUGCCCGCUGGCACCACCUCCUGAACUUCACCCCCCCGCCCCUGUCCCUGCCACCAGCGCUGUUCCUCGCCUGCCUCAGCUGCCCCGGCAGAAGUGCUUGGUGGCUGCAGGGGCCUGGGGAGCUGGGGAAUCCUGCCGACAGAGAGCCUGGACCCUGGUCUCCAACCCUUUCUGCCCAGAGCCCGGUCCCCUGCAGGAUCCAUUUCUGCCCAGUGCUGCAGUUUCCACAGCCUGGGCUCAGGGCUGCCGGCAGGGGCUGGGGCCCAUACACUCCCGCACCAACCUGAUGGAGGCCGAGCUCAUGGAUGCAGAUUCAGACUUCUGAGCCUGGAGAGUGGGACCUGGGCUAGCAAAAAAAAAAAAAAAACACCUCACAUUCUGAGGUUCUUCAUCCUCCCCGAGAGUGCCUCCCCAGGAUCUUGUCUUCUGGAGAACCUGAGGGUGCAGUGCCCUCCCAGGAGGUUUCUCUGUCUGGCUCAUGGCGAUGGGACUGUGGGAAAGGGCCCUGACAUCUCCACGGGUAGGCCUCAUCCAGGGAAGGGUCCUGGAGCUUGGGGUCCUUGUUUCUACCCUGCCAGCUGGAGUCUGGCUGGCAAUAUCCAUCUGCUGGAGGGGGGGACAGUAACGGUAGACAGGGGCAACACCGCCCAGAGUGGGCUGUGGUUGCCAAUGAGGCAGCCAAGCCCAUGCCUGACAGACAAGUGCUGGCUGCCCUUUUCUGGCCCUCUCAGACCAGAUGUGUUUCUUAGGUCAUGAGCCCUUGGUCUAAGUGGGGGCAGGGCUCCCUUCUCCUCCUUCCAGGUGAUUGUGGAGCUGGAAGUGCCCAUUCUCCUACGGGCUAUAAUGUCUCUUCACAGGUGUCCAGUUGGCCUGACCCCAGGCCAGUAAGCAGCCUCCUUCCCCCUUUCCCUUUUCAGUUCAACCAAGCCAACCUCUUCCUGUUUCCCGUUUGUUGAUUAGGACCCAGAACUUCUGCAUGCUCCACCCCUCCCCCAGA